Chinchilla lanigera (long-tailed chinchilla) is the source of this 8932-nucleotide messenger RNA. RefSeq names its product ankyrin repeat domain 12 (gene Ankrd12). NCBI's taxonomy places the organism in Eukaryota, Metazoa, Chordata, Mammalia, Rodentia, Chinchillidae. The transcript has 13 exons. Gene Ontology annotation, molecular function: protein binding. The coding region runs from base 185 to 6325 and encodes 2046 amino acids. Gene Ontology annotation, cellular component: nucleoplasm. The record is from RefSeq and is a predicted model, not a curated record.
ACCGGCGCCCGCCUCCCGCCGCCGCGACGGGCGGGGCGCGAGACCUCGGGGCGCUUCGGGGGCUGCGAUCGCGGUCUGAGGAACCGUGUGGGUGACGCGUCCCCGAGGAUCCCCAAGCGGGGAACGGGCCGAGAUCCAGGAUGAGAAGACUGAAUAAAGAAGAAGCUAGCUGAACAGCUAUAAAAUGCCCAAACCUGGGUUCACAAAAGCAAUUCAGAGUGAAAAUUCUGACAGUGACAGCAAUAUGGUAGAGAAACCAUAUGGAAGAAAGAGUAAAGAUAAGAUUGCAUCCUACAGCAAAACUCAAAAAAUUGAUCGAAGCGAUGUGGGCAAGGAAAUAAAAGAGAAAUCAUCCAUGAAACGUAAACUUCCUUUUACCAUUAGCCCAACAAGGAAUGAAGAACGAGAUUCAGACACAGAUUCAGACCCAGGACAUACAAGUGAAAAUUGGGGGGAGAGACUUAUAUCUUCUUACAGGACAUACUCAGAGAAAGAAGGUCCAGAAAAGAAGAAAACAAAAAAGGAAGCUGGAAAUAAGAAAUCCACACCAGUGAGCAUUCUUUUUGGUUAUCCACUCUCUGAGCGAAAGCAGAUGGCCCUUCUCAUGCAGAUGACCGCAAGAGACAACAGUCCAGAUUCCACACCGAACCACCCAUCACAGACAACACCAGCCCAAAAGAAAACUCCCAGUUCUUCAUCUCGACAAAAAGAUAAAGUUAAUAAAAGGAAUGAACGUGGUGAAACUCCUCUACACAUGGCCGCUAUUCGUGGUGAUGUGAAACAAGUCAAAGAAUUAAUAAGCUUAGGGGCAAAUGUGAAUGUGAAAGAUUUUGCAGGUUGGACACCACUGCAUGAAGCUUGCAACGUUGGGUAUUAUGAUGUUGCCAAGGUGCUGAUUGCUGCCGGGGCCGAUGUCAACACACAGGGACUGGAUGAUGACACUCCGCUCCAUGACUCCGCUAGCAGUGGGCACAGAGACAUAGUGAAACUGUUGCUUCGUCAUGGCGGAAACCCAUUUCAAGCUAAUAAACAUGGAGAGCGGCCAGUGGAUGUCGCAGAAACGGAGGAGUUGGAGUUGCUGCUGAAGAGAGAGGUGCCUUUGUCCGAUGAUGAUGAAAGUUACACAGAUUCUGAAGAGGCUCAGUCUGUAAAUCCUUCUAGUGUUGAUGAAAAUAUUGACUCUGAAACAGAGAAGGAAUCUCUCAUCUGUGAAAGUAAACAGGUUGUUCCCAGUAAAGCACCUCUGCCAUCAGCCCUUGAUGAGUAUGAGUUCAAAGAUGAUGAUGAAGAAGAAAUAAACAAAAUGAUUGAUGACAGGCAUAUUCUCAGAAAAGAACAACGAAAAGAGAAUGACUCAGAAGCAGAAAAAAGUAGUUUAUUCACAAAACAAGAAAAAGCCUUCUAUUCUAAAUCAUUUAAAAGUAAAAAACAAAAACCAUCUAGGGUUCUAUAUUCAAGUACUGAAAGCUCUGAUGAAGAAGUUCUUCAGAGCAAAAAGAUUUCUACCGCAUCUUGUGUGCCUGAAACAUCAAAUUCUGAUACACAAACCAAAAAGGAAUAUGAAUACAAGCAGAAGGGCAAGGUUAAAAGGAAGUUAAAAAACCAGAACAAAAAUAAAGAGAACCAAGAGCUGAAACAAGAAAAAGAGGGGAAAGAAAAUACCAGAGUAACAAACUUGACAGUUAAUGCUGCACUAGAUUGUUCAGAAAAGACCAGAGAGGAGGGGAAUUUUAGAAAAUCUUUUAGCCCAAAAGAUGAUUCUUCCUUACAUUUAUUUCAUAUUUCCACUGGUAAAUCUCCCAAACAUUCUUGUGGAUUAAGUGAGAAACAGUCAGCACCACUAAAACAAGAACAUACUAAAACAUGUUUAUCACCAGGAAGUUCUGAAAUGUUACAGCCUGAUCUUGUGCGGUAUGAUAAUGCAGAAUCCGAAUUCUUGCCUGAAAGCUCAAGUGUUAAAUCUUACAAGCAUAAGGAAAAAAAUAAACAUCAGAAAGACUUCCACUUAGAAUUUGGUGAAAAAUCAAAUGCCAAAAUAAAGGAUGACGAUCAUAACCCCACAUUUGAAAAUUCAGACUGUACAUUGAAAAAAAUGGAUAAAGAAGGUAAAACAUUAAAAAAACAUAAGUUAAAACAUAAAGAGAGGGAAAAAGAAAAACACAGAAAGGAAAUUGACAGUGAAAAGGAAAAAUACAAAAAUAAGGAUGGUGCUAAAGAACUGCAAAGGAGUGUGGAAUUUGAUAGAGAAUUUUGGAAAGAGAAUUUUUUUAAAAGUGAUGAAACUGAAGAUCUACUUCUAAAUAUGGAACAUGAGUCCCUAACAUUAGAAAAAAAGUCAAAAUUGGAAAAAAGCGUAAAAGAUGAGAAAUCAACUAAGGAAAAGCAUGUUUCAAAAGAGAAGAAUUUUAAAGAAGAACGAGAAAAGAUUAAAAAGGAAAAUGAGAAAUCUUUUAAGGAAGAAAAGGUAAAAGAUUUGAAAGAAGAAAGAGACAGCAUACCCACAGAUAAAGAAAUAGAAUUUAGUUCUUUGGGUAUAAGUGUGAAUGAGGAAUCUGUAGGACUUCAUUCAUUGGAAAAGGAAAUAGAUACUGAAAAACAAGAAAAACAUACAAAAGAAAGUAAGGAAAAAUCUGAGAAACGAUUUCAAACUAAGGACAUUGAGAAGACUGAAAGAAAAAGCUCUGAAAAAGAGAAGAAGAUAAAACAUGAGCACAGGUCAGAAAAAGACAAGCUAGAUUUUAGUGAAUGUGUCGAUAGAAUAAAAGAAAAGGAUAAACUGUACUCACAUCACCCAGAAAAAUGCCAUAAAGAAGGUGAGAAGACCAGAAAUACUCUGAGAAAAACUGAUGACAGAGAGAGGAGCAGAGAAAAGAUGGAGAGAAGACACGAGAAAGAAAAACCUGAAAAAGAGCGGCACCUGGCAGAGAGCAAAGAAAAACACAUAACAGAGAAAAAAAGCAAACAGUUAGAUAAUACUGAAUAUACUAAAUCAGAAAAAGGUAGAAGUAAAGAAAAAGAGAGGGAGUUAGAUAAAAAAGAAAAGGCUAGAGAUAAAGAAGGUAUAACUAACUCUAGACACUUACAAGAAGAGAAAAAGUCAGGUAUGAUAGACAGCUAUAGUAAAACACAACAUGAAAAAAUUUUCUCUCUUAAAGACAAGACAAAAGAUGAGCCUUUGAAAACUCCAGAUGGAAAAGAAAAAGAUAAAAAAGAUAGAGAUAUUGAUAGAUACAAAGAACGAGACAAACAUAAAGAUAAAAUCCAACUAAAUAGUUUACUCAGGCUAAAGUCUGAAGUGGAUAAGCCUAAACCUAAGUCAUCACCAGCAUCCAAAGAUACUCGCCCUAAAGAAAAGAGGCUAGUGAAUGAUGAUUUAAUGCAGACAAGUUUCGAACGAAUGCUAAGCCUUAAAGACCUAGAAAUAGAACAGUGGCACAAAAAACAUAAGGAAAAAAUUAAGCAGAAAGAAAAGGAAAGAUUAAGAAACCGUAAUUGUUUAGAACUUAAAGUAAAAGAUAAAGAAAAAAAACAUGGGCUAGCUGAACCAAAAAAUAAAGAACUUACUAGGUCCAAGAGUUCAGAAUUGACUGAUACUUAUACCAAGGAGAAACAAGCUAAAGAUGCUGUCAGCGGUCGAUCACAGUCUGUUGACACCAAAAAUGUAAUGAGUUUAGGCAAGUCAUCCUUUGUUUCAGACAGUAUUUUAAACAGAUCUCCUCGAUCAGAAGGUGAAAAGCCAGGUCUCAGCUCCAGGUCUGUAUCUAUGAUUUCUGUUGCUAGUUCAGAAGAUUCCUGCCAUACUACAAUGACAACCCCAAGGCCUCUUGCUGAAUACGAUUCUGACUUCAUGUUAGAAGGGUCAGAGUCCCAAAUGUCCUUUUCACAGUCACCUUUUUUGCCAGUUGCCCAAUCUCCAGCCCUUCAUGAAAGGGAGUUGGACAGCCUGGCUGAAUUGCCAGAGCGGAUUAAACCACCAUAUGCAAACAGACUGCCAGCAAGUCACCUGAGAGCAUCUUCUGUAGAAGAUGUCAAACUACUUAUAAGUGAGGGAAGACCUACUGUAGAAGUUCGAAGAUGUAGCAUGCCAUCUAUCACGUGUGAACAUAGCAAACAAUUCCAAACAUCAGAAGAAAGUAUUCAAGGUAGCUUAGCUGUGCCUAGGGAUAAUUGUUCUUCACCCAAACCCGAGCUAUCUUCAAAUGUGCCUGAAAGAGACCUUUCACAUGUGUCUAACAUACAUUCCUGUUUCACGGCGUCUCCAACUAGAUCUGCAAACAGCAAGUACAUUUCAGCUGAUGGAAAUGUAAUCAAGAGUACUGGUCCACUGGGCACUUCAGUGGACAGUCCUGUGCAUUUCGAGCCAUCCAAUCAGGUUGGUGUGAUCCAGAGUAAAUCCUGGGAGAUACCCGUGGAUAGACUAGAGCCAUUAAGCACCAAUGACUUUAUUUGUCCAAAUUCUAGUACAUCGGAUCAAGAAUUCUCUGUUCAGGGUUUUUGUAAUCCAGAAAAUAAAAUAUUGAAAGAACAGAAUUCCGAAUUUUUGUCCCUGCACCAGACUGAACUGGCAGGAAACUCUUGUGUUCAGGAUCCAGUGUCCUUUCUGUCUUCACAGCAGCCUUGCUCUUUCCCCAACCAGUCACUUUCAGAUGCUGAUUCUGUCUCUAAACAUACGUCUUUAUCAUAUGUUGCUGCUCAGGAGCUGGGUAUUUUACAGCAGAAAGAUGUAGUUCAAAUGAUCACUUCUGUUUCAGAUACCGAUAAUGAGUCAACAAAAGACGUGGAAAAUACUUUUGUCCUAGCAGAUGUUCAAAAGGCAGAUACUUUUAUCCCAUUAUAUUCUGAAAACACUAUUCAAGAAGCAUCACCAAACUUUGAGAAGGCUACUGUGUUGCCUGUGUUACAGUCAGAAAAGGAUUUUAAUGGAAGUGAUGGCCUCUCCCAGCUAAGUACACAUUCAUUUAACAAACUCACUUACAAGUCUUCCAGCAGCCAUGAAGUUGAGAGUAGUGCAGCUGAUAUUCAGGUUAUUUCACAUGAAAAAGAAAACAAACUGGAGAGUUUGUUUUCAGCUCAUUUGAAUAAGUAUGAGUCUGAUUUAUGUGAAAUGAACACAGGCAUGCCAAAGGGAAACCUAAAUGAACCUAAUCCAAAACGUCCAGAAAGUGAAAAAUGUCUGCUUUCCAUCGAAGAUGAAGAAUCUCAACAAAGCACUUUAUCCAGUCUGGAAAAUCACCCACAGCACUCAGCACAACCAGAAAUGCAUAAAUAUGGUCAGUUAGUUAAAGUAGAAUUAGAAGAAAAUGCUGAAGAUGAUAAAACAGAAAACCAAAUCCCUCAAAGAAUGACUAGAAACAAAGCAAACACAAUGGCAAAUCAAAACAAACAGAUUCUUGCUAGCUGUGCACUCUUACCAGAAAAGGACAGUGACUCAUCUCCUAGAGGAAGAAUAAGGUUAACUGAGGAGGAUGAUCCUCAGAUUCACCAUCCACGGAAAAGGAAGGUGUCGCGGGUACCUCAGCCUGUGCAGGUGAAUCCUUCUUUACUACAAGCAAAGGAGAAGACCCAACAAUCUCUGGCAGCCAUCGUGGAUUCUCUGAAGCUAGAUGAGAUUCAGCCAUAUAGUUCAGAGAGGGCAAAUCCAUAUUUUGAAUACUUGCACAUAAGGAAAAAAAUUGAAGAAAAGCGCAAGUUACUGUGUAGUGUUAUUCCUCAAGCGCCUCAGUAUUAUGAUGAAUAUGUAACAUUUAAUGGAUCCUAUCUUCUGGAUGGAAACCCCUUAAGCAAGAUUUGUAUUCCCACGAUUACACCACCACCUUCACUGUCGGAUCCACUUAAAGAGCUUUUUCGGCAGCAGGAAGUUGUAAGGAUGAAAUUGCGUUUGCAACACAGUAUUGAAAGGGAAAAACUGAUUGUGUCCAACGAACAGGAGGUUCUGCGAGUUCAUUACCGAGCAGCAAGAACACUGGCAAAUCAAACACUGCCGUUCAGUGCUUGCACUGUCUUGCUGGACGCGGAAGUAUACAACGUGCCCUUGGAUUCUCAGUCUGAUGACAGUAAAACUUCGGUGAGAGAUCGCUUUAAUGCAAGACAGUUCAUGUCUUGGUUACAGGAUGUGGAUGACAAAUUUGACAAAUUAAAGACCUGUCUUUUAAUGAGGCAACAACAUGAAGCUGCGGCUUUAAAUGCCGUCCAGAGAUUAGAAUGGCAGCUCAAACUCCAGGAACUUGACCCUGCCACCUAUAAAUCUAUCAGCAUUUACGAAAUCCAGGAGUUCUAUGUUCCCCUUGUUGAUGUUAAUGACGACUUUGAAUUGACUCCCAUAUAGCAGCCACUACUUGUGAUGGUCUCACCCAGCUGACUACUCGCGCACUCCACACUGUGGAAAGCUGCUUCUGACACACACUGAAUGAUGCCUUUACAGCUGGUCAGGUUGGAAUGAAGUCGGCUGUGUAGUGAACACUGUCGUUUUGUAAGAAAUGGAGAGAAAUAUUUUGGAUCUUGGGUCCAAAGACAGUUUCCAACAGAAAACUAUUAUUUAUACUGGUGAAAGGAAACUAUUGCAUUAGAGCAUGUUGGUCGACUGAGUAGAUAUUUGAAAAGUUGAGAUCACCUGCUAACAGCGCUGGGAGUUGUUAGCACUCUUAAAUAACAAAAUAACCACUAGUAUUCGAAUUUCUUUCAGGUUUUAUUAAAAAAUGUAUCAGUAAAAUAAAAGAUUCACUUCCUACCAAAUAGUUUCUAACAUGGAAGAAAAACUUGGCACAAAAUUUCUCCCGUUUAUUAUAUCUGUAAAUUAAAUGUACAGUUUACUUUUUGGAAGUUUUAAUAUUGUCUUCCUUUUUAAUAACUUAUUUUAUACAUAUUGUGCAAAUGUACAUCUUGUAAUUAAUGGUCAAAAUGUAUACAAAGGGAUCGAUAGUCAAAACUUGUACAAAAAAAGCUGUAAAACUGUUUUGUCUAAUGUUUUAUUGGACCAAAGUUGUAGUUUGUAUGGCGUGUAAUAGCCGUGUGUUCAGGUAGCGACACUUUUCUAAGGCAUGCGUGAGUUUGCGUUAGCGCGUUUCCAUCGCCAUCCCUGUAAAGCCUGUAACUGAGUUGUACUGCAUGCAGUCUAUGAUCUAACUCUGUCCAUAGUUGAUGCCUGGAACAGUGUGAGGGGUUCCACACCAGUCUCCUGUGGUAGAUGCAGCGGCUUCCUGUGUGGCACCUCGCUUAGAAUUAGUCAUGCAGAGAAACAGCUCUUUCUCCUCUCAGAGUAGAGUCUGUUUCCCCUGGAACGAAAACAAAAAAUGCCUUUGAACGAAAAUUCUGAAAUUGUAAAUGUCUAUUUUAAUACUCAUCUAUGAAAGAAUUUGUGAAUAUAUGUAAAUAUGUUUAAUAAAUUUUAUUGGUCAUGCUAAAUCAUUGUAAAACUUUUUUACAUUGCUUAAAUUUAAUGUUUUAAGCUUAAUAGCCUUUGCACUUUUAAUAUAAAAACUGAGUACUUAAAAAAGAUAUUGGGUAGUCAGAAUAAGUAAAAGAUUUAGGAAUAUUCCAAUCAAUCUCUGAAAUGUUUAUGAAAAAAUGAUUACUAUGUUGUAUUUUUCCUUGUAUCAAGAAGCAAAUCAUAUAAUUUGCAAAAUUUUAUAAUUAAGAUUUGGUGUUGUUUUAUAAUAAAAUAAUUAGCAUUAUACUUAGAAAAAGUCUUUUCUCCUAUAACAUGAUCUAGGUUAAAUAUUCAGGAGUAGUUCAGAUCCAAAACCUGGGGUUGAACUUGCAAAACAUUUUAAAAGGAAGACUAAUGUAAAAAUCCAUCACAAAUCUGUGAUACAAAAUUUACCAAACUUUCCACAGUGCUUUCUUGAAUUAUUAAAUAUUGGAUGUUUUCCAUGCAGAUAGAGAAAAGUUCAAAUGUAUACGGAAUGGAGUAGUUUAAAUUUAGCUUGCAAGUUGGAAAUCCCAGCUAAUGGGACAGAAUGUAGAAGUUUUUCAGUGCAAAGGUACAUAUUAAGCUUAGGGAUUUUUGCAUUUUUACAUCGAUUUCUAUUUUCAUUCUUACUAUACUUGGCAUGCGCAAUAAAGCAGCACAUGUGAAAACACACAGUGCAAGGACUUUAUUAUAAAGGUUGGAUGUAGUUUUCUUUAGAAAUUUAGGUAAGAGAUUUGGCCUUUUUUGUUGGACGCAUUGGGCCAGAAAGGCAGGGUAGAUUCUGAAGCACUGGUUUUGUUGAAGUUAAGUUAUUAAGGCUGGGAACAUUAAAAGCUAAUUUAUAAAAGCAAUACUUUCUAAUAUGAAAAACUUAAUGCAAAGUUUGUUUAUACUUUUGCUUAAAAGGAAAUGUGAUGGGGUGUGUGGCAAAUCAUUAAAAAUUAAAAGCCAGGUUAUUGAGGAUUGAUGUGAUAGGAAAUAAGAGAGAAGUCAGUGUCUAGAGCAUUUUGUUGCAAUGGUCCAAGCAGCGCCAGGGCCUGUGGAGAAGCACAUGAGUGCGCAGGAAGCUGGUGCCCGGGACUCCCCCACCCUGUGGGAUUCACCUCAGGCCCCACCGGCUUCCUGGGCACCUCGACAGCUGGAGCUCCACAGGCUUCUGCUUCCACAGAUGCCUCUGCACAGGCCCGGCACCAGCACACCUGCCUCCAGGAGCUCUGUGCUCUCCUUGGAAAUGCACAGUCAAGUAAGUAAUUCAGGGCUCUGACGCUAAAGGUACUAUGCUCUGAAAUGCUGGGGGAAAACUUGGUGUAUGCCUAAGAGGUGUGGAUUUUGAAAGAAAAGUAAAAGAUGGUCAGUUUAAUCAGUGAUUCUUUUUAAGCUAUUCAGAUAUCAUGAACAAGAUACUAAAUUGUACCUAAGGAUUUGUAUUACAUUAAAUCUUGUUCUAAAUCGUACCUGUUUAAUAAAUGACUAGUUGAUAUUUGUGCAUGUUAUUUAAUAAAGAGUUAUAUUUUUAUAGAAAAA